This is a messenger RNA of Hemicordylus capensis (graceful crag lizard), 1441 nucleotides long. It is a transcript of the gene CCNB2, whose product is annotated as cyclin B2. Gene Ontology annotation, biological process: regulation of cyclin-dependent protein serine/threonine kinase activity; mitotic cell cycle phase transition. NCBI's taxonomy places the organism in Eukaryota, Metazoa, Chordata, Lepidosauria, Squamata, Cordylidae. The transcript is spliced from 9 exons. The record is from RefSeq and is a predicted model, not a curated record. Gene Ontology annotation, molecular function: cyclin-dependent protein serine/threonine kinase regulator activity. Gene Ontology annotation, cellular component: cytoplasm; cyclin-dependent protein kinase holoenzyme complex; nucleus. Bases 303 to 1295 code for a protein of 330 amino acids.
GCGGGGACAAGAGAGCGGCACCCAAUCCAGUGGGCCAAUGGUGGCGUGACUGGCGUCUCCUUGAAGGAUGUGGCCGCGGCAAAGGCUGAUCGCUGGUGGGAGCGGUUACGAAUCCUGUGAAGAAUGGCGUGGCGGUGGAUCCUAGCAAGGCCUGCAGCCAGCCCAGUAGCACGAGGGACCCCUUGGGAGAAAUCGGCAACUGGGUAGCAAUCAGAAGACCCAAAGGAGACAAGCUUCUCUUCUGCCCGGCCUCCGUUCCUUGCUCAGUGAGAACAGAACAGGGAGACUGAAGGCAUUGUCUAAUGCUGAAGACAAGCUGCUGUGCUGUGAACUCUAGCAAGGUGUCUCUCCCGGGCCCCGUUUCCACCUCUAUGGAUGUGCCCACGGAAGUGGACCUGUGCCAGGCCUUCUCGGAGAUGCUGAGAAGCAGCGUGGAAGAUAUUGACGCCGAUGACUGGGGAGAUCCUCAGCUGUGCAGCGACUACGUGAAGGAUAUCUACUGGUACCUGAGACAGCUGGAGGUCCAGCAGAAUGUGUCCCCUUUCUACCUGGAUGGGGUGGAGCUCAAUGGGCGAAUGCGUGCUGUUCUGGUGGACUGGCUGGUCCAGGUCCAUGCCAGGUUCCAUCUCUUGCAGGAAACGCUUUACAUGUGUGUGGCCAUCAUGGAUCGCUACUUACAAUCUCAGCCUGUCUCCCGCAAAGAGCUGCAGUUGGUUGGUGUCACUGCGAUGCUUCUGGCUGCAAAAUACGAAGAGAUCUACGUGCCCAGCAUCGUGGACUUUGUCUACAUCACUGACCAAGCGUACACUCCGGCUCAGAUUCGGGCGAUGGAACGGAAGAUCCUUAAAGAGCUGGACUUUGGCCUGGGCCGGCCUCUGCCCCUUCACUUCCUCAGGAGAGCAGCCAAAGUGUGUGAGGCAACCGCCGAGCUGUACAUGUUAGCCAAAUACCUGAUGGAGCUGACCCUUGUGGACUACGCGAUGGUGCACUAUAAUCCUUCGGCGAUAGCUGCAGCUGCUCUGUGCCUGUCUCAGAAGGUCUUUGCACAAGGCCGCUGGAACCUCCAGCUGUGCUACCACACGGGCUACGAAGAGGAGGGCCUGGCCCCUGUGAUGCAGCACAUGGCCAAGAACGUGGUGCGCGUCGACAGGAACCUCACCAGACACGUCGCAGUCAAGACCAAGUAUGCCAGCAGCCAGUUCAUGAGGAUCAGCACCGCCCCGCAGCUGAACUCCAGCACCCUGAAGGACCUGGCCGCGCAGCUGCUGGCGGGGGAGUCCAGGCUGCUCUCGUGAGCCCCAGCUCCUGGUUGCCGGCGAGAGAGCCUGGGGGGCAGCGGGGCCUCUGGAGGCCCGUUGAUGGCAGCUGGCUGAGUGGCUGCUCUUAAACGGGUAGUCUGUGUGUGUGUGUGUGUGUAUCCUAAUAAAGACCUUUGUAGAAA